Messenger RNA from Ochotona princeps (American pika), 1875 nucleotides. RefSeq names its product complement C8 alpha chain (gene C8A). The record is from RefSeq and is a predicted model, not a curated record. Gene Ontology annotation, molecular function: protein binding. Gene Ontology annotation, cellular component: membrane attack complex. The coding region runs from base 1 to 1875 and encodes 624 amino acids. The transcript is spliced from 12 exons. Gene Ontology annotation, biological process: immune response. Lineage: Eukaryota; Metazoa; Chordata; Mammalia; Lagomorpha; Ochotonidae.
AUGGGAGUCGGGGAGGAGCUGUUUCAGAAUGUAGAAGAUCCUGAAUGCGAGGAUGAAGAACAGUGGGAUGAAGAAAGGAUAACCACAGACAAGGAGGAGGAGCAACUGAGAGGGCAGAAAGCAAUAGUGGGUAAAUCUUUUGUGACUUUUGAGCAAAUCAAGGCAGUAUUACCAAGCUUGCAGAAAAACAAAAAACCAAGUAAGUCCUUAAAGCAGAGAGUAAGUCGAGCCAGCGCCCCCACAGCUGUUGACUGCCAGCUGAGCAACUGGUCAGAAUGGACAGACUGCUUUCCAUGCCAGGACACAAAGUAUCGACACCGGAGCCUCUUGCAGCCUAACAAGUUUGGGGGAACCAUCUGCAGUGGUGAUAUCUGGGACCAAGCCAGCUGUUCUAGUCCCACAGCUUGUCUAAGGCCAGCAGAGUGUGGACAGGAUUUCCAGUGUAAGGAGACAGGUCGCUGCCUGAAACGCCACCUCGUGUGCAAUGGAGAGAAUGACUGUCUUGAUGGUUCUGAUGAGGACAACUGUGAGGACUCCAGGGUCAUUGAAAAUGACUGCUCACAGUAUGAGCCAAUUCCAGGAUCAGAGAAGGCAGCCUUGGGAUACAACAUCCUGACCCAGGAAGAGGCUCAGAGUGUGUACGACGCCAGGUAUUAUGGGGGCCAGUGUGAGACUGUGUACAACGGGGAGUGGAGGGAGCUGCGCUAUGACCCUGUGUGUGAGCAUCUCUACCAUGGAGAGGAUGAUAAAUAUUUUCGGAAACCCUACAACUUCCUGAAGUACCACUUUGAGGCACUGGCAGAUACUAAAAUCUCCUCAGAAUUGUAUGAGGAUGGAAACGAGCUUCUUGUGACAGUGAAAAAUGGUCGAUCUCUGUUUGCAGGAGUGACCAUCAGCCUGAAACGUUUCAUAAAAGGAACCUUGGGUGUCUCCGGUUCAGAAACUGCUUUGUUCUUGAAUAAGUUGAGCAAGUAUAAUGAGAAGAAAUACAGAUUCAUGAGAAUUUUCACAAAGGUACAGACUGCCCAAUUCAAGAUGAGGAGGGAUGACAUUAUGCUGGAUGAAGGAAUGUUGCAAUCAUUAAUGGAGCUUCCAGAGCAAUACAAUUAUGGCAUGUAUUCCAAGUUCAUCAAUGACUAUGGUACCCAUUACAUCACGUCUGGAUCCAUGGGCGGCACUUACGAAUACAUCCUGGUGCUUGAUAAAGAGAAAAUGGAAUCUCUUGGUAUUACCACUGAAGAUAUUAAUAAAUGCUUUGGCGGGAUGGUUGGAUUACAUUUUACAACCUCUGGAGGAAGUUUACAAGUAAAGGAUUGCAAGAGAUCUGGAAGUGGUAACCAAGAAAUAGAAAAUAUAAACCUGGCCGUAGAAGACAUCAUUUCCCGGGUGCGAGGUGGCAGUUCUGACUGGGGCGGAGGCUUGGCACAAAACAGCAGCACUGUUACAUACAGAUUCUGGGGGAGGUCAUUAAAGUAUAAUCCUGUUGUUAUCGAUUUUGAGAUGCAGCCCAUCCAUGAAGUUCUGCAGCACACAAACCUGGGACGCAUGGAGGCCAAGCGCCAGAACCUACGCCGGGCCUUAGACCAGUAUCUGAUGGAAUUCAAUGCUUGCCGCUGUGGUCCCUGCUUCAACAAUGGGGAGCCCAUUCUUGAGGGCACCAGCUGCAGGUGUCAGUGCAGCAAUGGCCGCAAGGGCUCUGCCUGUGAGCAAAUGGAGCAAAAAGGAGUCAAAGCAGAUGGUCGCUGGAGUUGCUGGAGCGCCUGGUCUGUGUGCACAGCAGGCACCCGGGAAAGGAGGAGAGAGUGCAACAAUCCUGCACCCCAGAAUGGAGGCGCUUCUUGUCCAGGCUGGAGAGUACAGACACAAGCUUGCUGA